AAAUAUCAAUCCUGCGUAGUUAAGAAGAAGAAGCUUAUGGCGAAGAGGAAUUAAUAAAAUAGUUGAGUGUAUUUUCCAUAAGUGAAUUUCGUGCCAGGGAAACGGCGAGAAAGAUUUUUUCGGGCAAAAAACAUAGUAAAUAUGGAAAGCGAGAACAAAACAGAGGAGACAAAAGCCGCAGGCGAUACUGCGGCAUCAACAGCGGAGAAAGCGCCAGAGAACGAUAAGAAAGACGUAGCCGCUAGUGGUACAGAAAGUCCAGAACCUGCUGCUGCGGCAGAGAAGAAAAACAGUACAGGUGCUGAUGACGAAGCUAACGAUAAGAAAACAGAUAAGGUGACUACAGCAACAGAGAAUGACGAUAAGAAACCAAAAACGGAAGCCGAAGCAGAAAAUAAAUCUGACGAUAAACCCAUCGCCGAUUCAGGCGAUGAUAAAAAGUCAGCUCAAAAGGACAAACUCGGCGAGGCCAAGGAGGCUAACGACUCCAAAGAGGAUAAUGAUACGACAGAGGUAGAUGAUAAGAAGACUGAAGGUAAAGAGAAGAAUGGCACAGUAGCUGCUACUGCAGGCGGCACCGCCACAGCGGGCGCUGUUGAUAAAAAGAAGCCAGCCAAGGAACAGGGUAAAGAAAAGAAUGACAAAAAAGCUGACAAAAAUAAAGCAGAGAAAUCUGACGAAGUGGAGAAUGAAAACCAGCAAGUCGAUGAGGAUGAUGAGAGUGUAGUGGCUUUAGCCGAAAUUGAUAGAAUCAAUGAUAAUAUUAAUAAGACCCGGGUUGAUGGCCUGCAAACGUUGCAUGAGCUCUGCUUCAAGUCUGUAGGUAAAAAUAAUGUUGUUAAAAAGAAUUUACGCUCAUUUGCCGGUUUCGAGUUUGAGAAGGACUCUAGUGAAUAUAAGAAAAAAUUGGAUGCCAUUAAGAAAACCGACGCGAAGGCACUUAAGAGUAUUUGUGAUAUUCUUGCGUUGGACCGCAAAGGCACAAAAGAUGAAAUUGCAAAUCGUGUGCUCAAAUUCCUUAUGGAACCGGAUGAGUCGCUCUGUGUAGAUGAAGCGGCUGAAGAGGAGGAAGAAGAUAUGGAAGAGGAUGAGGAGCCAGUAGAUGAGGAAGAGGAGGAGGAGAGCGCAGAAGAGGAACGUAAACGUAAACCAACCAGUCGCGCACCUGCACGAAAUUCAACAAGUGGCCGCCCCAGACGUGCAACUGCUGGAAAAAAAAUGUCCGCCUAUGUUGACUUCUCCAGCUCAGAUGAAAGUGAACGUAAUACCGCGCCGGCCAAACGAAAGCGUCACGAUGACUCCGAGUCGGGUUCAGAUUAUAAUCCAUCGGGUGGUAAUUCCGAUUCGGAUGGUGCUCGUGGUGGUGGUCGCAAGGCAUUAGCCCGCGGUGGACGGGGUGGACGACCAGCACGUAAAAGUUGGAAAAAGAAUUCCGAUUCCGAGGAAGAAGAAUUUGAUCUCUCCGAUGCUGAUAGUGAUGUGCCGAAACGUAAACGUGCUACACCUGGUAAACGUGGUCGACCUUCUGCUGCUGCCGCCGCCACAAAUAAACGUGGUACACGUGGUCGUGGCGCCAAACCAACCAAAUCGCGCAAACGCAAAGACUCCGAAAGUGAAGAUGAAAUGUCUGAGGAUGACGAGGAAGAGGAGGAGAUGUCCGACUUUGGAAGCGACCAGAGUGAGGAGGAAGAGGAGUCAAAGAAAUUCAAAAAACCCUCAACGCCUGUGAAAAGUGCUAAAGCAAAUAACAAAGCUAAAACGCCAGCUAAACCCGCUGGCCGACCGAAAAAAGUGAGCAAAAAAGAGGAGGAGGAAGAAUCCGAUGAUGAGGAUGAGCCGCUAAACAAAAAGGGCAAGGCGACAUUCCCCACGGACGAACAAAUACGCAAUUAUGUUAAGGAAAUCUUAGAUAAAGCCAAUCUCGAAGAGAUCACCAUGAAAACGGUGUGCAAGCAAGUGUAUGCAAAAUAUCCUGAUUUCGAUUUAACAGAUAAAAAGGAUUUCAUAAAAGCCACAGUGAAGGCGUUAAUUGCGGCAUAAAUCCAAAAAACAAAAUAUGUGCAACACUCUCACACUUUGCGAUAUAGCAAAUGAAAACGCGCAGCAAGAGCAGCAAAAAUAAAAUAAAAUAAACGAAUAUCAUUUCAACCAACAACAGCUGUCAGUCUGCGCCCACAGCAUCGGUGUAUUUAUAAUAAGCUAUUGAAUAUGUUUGAAGUAACGAAUUCGAGAGCUUUUAAGAUUCCUUUAUAAUUUCGUUCAUAUAUGAUUGUUUUUCUUCAAACCCCCAUCCGGCUCUUCCUAAAUGGGUGCACCAAGCGCACUUUUAUAAAAACAAACCAACUAUUUCUUGCAAACAAACUAUUUGACGAUUAUUUGACUAAUUUUAUUUAUACGUACACGAGUAAUGUGUAUAAUUGAUUAUUUGUCAUUGUGUAAUUUUUCUUACCUUCUCUUACUAAUAUUACGCAACGUUCUUAUCCUCAUCUUAUACUUGAAUAAGAUACUUGCACACAAACUACACACAUACACACAUAUGAUAAUUUUUUUUUCUUAGUUCUAAAGCAUUGUAUAAAUACUAGAUUUUCUUAUGACUUUCAAAAAUGUAAACAAAAGAUGAAACAAGAAAUGAAUGGAAUGCAAGCAAAUUUGUAGAAUUUCUGUAAAAUGUUUAAUAAUAAUAAAGAAGAUAUACAUACAAAAUAAAAAAGCAAAAUAAUAUAUAACAUGAUAUGUGCGUAAAGCUAAAUUACAAACAUAAAAGAAAAAGCAAAAUUAAAUUCAAAAGUUAUUAAUAAAUUCUUGGUUUGCAUUUGUUGUGCAAAUGCGUGAAAGUUAUUUGUAAAAAGUAGCUGAGAAUUUUUCUUCGAACAUGAAAAGUGGAAAAUAUAACAAAAGAGAAAACACUGGCGUCAGUACAAAAAAAAUAUAUAUAUUAUAUUAACAAAAAGUUAUGAAAACGAGUAUGUAUUUUAUUUUUUAAUAUUUGGCAUAAAACAAAAAAAAAUGAAGGGAAAUCGACGCGUAAAUAAAUGAAUAAGAGAAAAAUGCUUCAAAGCAAAGCAAAACAAAAAAUAAUAAUAAUAUAUGAAAGUAUGUGCGACUUAUGUUAAAUUGUGAAUGCAGAAAUAAGUGAAAUAAAGUAAAAACUAUUAAAUUG
Molecule: messenger RNA, 3160 nt
Organism: Bactrocera dorsalis (oriental fruit fly)
Lineage: Eukaryota; Metazoa; Arthropoda; Insecta; Diptera; Tephritidae
Gene: Dek
Product: protein DEK
Exons: 13
Coding region: 142-2040 (632 amino acids)
Biological process (GO): chromatin organization; regulation of double-strand break repair
Cellular component (GO): nucleus
Molecular function (GO): DNA binding; histone binding
Source: RefSeq, a predicted model, not a curated record